AAUGCAACAUUUAUUCAAUGCCAACCGCCGUUAAACCUCGAAGAAGAAUGAUUUCAAAGUUCAUCCCGAGUCUGCCUCUAAAAAAUAUAUUUUGUCAACAUGUCAACACAAGUCCAUGACAAUGUCAAGCAAUAUUAUGGUUCUCGCCUGGAGUCCACCUGUGAUUUGCAGACUAGUGCUGCCUGCUCUCUGCCCUGCAGGCCAAUGCCCAAGAGUGCUAUAGAGGCCCUCAAUCUCGUUCACCCUGAAGUAACCAAACGGUUUUUUGGCUGUGGUCUUCCUGUUCCAGAGAAACUUCAUGGCUGCAGAAUCUUGGACCUGGGCAGCGGUUCCGGCAGAGACUGCUAUGCCCUCAGUAAACUAGUUGGCGAGACUGGCCAUGUCACAGGCAUUGAUAUGACUGAGGAACUGAUUCUAGUGUCCCGUAAAUACAUCCCAUACCACCAGGAGAAGUUUGGCUUUGAGAAACCCAACACCACCUUCCUCCAGGGGUAUAUGGAGAAGCUAACGGCAGCUGGCGUUGAGAAUGACUCUAUGGAUAUCAUAGUGUCAAACUGUGUCAUCUGUUUAUGCCCUGAUAAGAAAACGGUUCUAUGUGAAGCCUAUAAGGUCCUCAAGGAGGGUGGUGAAAUGUACUACAGUGACAUGUAUGCCAGCAAUGUUGUUCCUGACCACUUAAAAGAGGAUUCAGUUCUGUGGGGUGAGGGAAUGGGCGGUUCCCUCUAUUGGCGCGACUUUAUCUCAUUGGUCCAGGAGGUGGGCUUCAGCACGCCUCACCUCAUCUCAGCCAGUCACAUUGAGGUCCACAACUGCGAGCUCAAAAAGAAAGCAGGUGAUAUUAGCUAUGCGUCUGGCACUUACCGGCUCUUCAAGUUGCCCAAAAAGCUAGAGAUGUCAAGUGCAAUAGUGACCUACAAGGGGACAGUGCCUGACUACCCGUGUCAGCUGGAGUUUGACUCCUCCCACUGCUUCAAGAAGGACGUGGCACUGCAGGUGGAUGGGGAGAUGGCUGCUAUCCUUCAGUGCUCUCGCUUCUCCCCGGACUUCUGCAUCCAGAAGUACGGCCACCUCAGCCCGUUUCUGCUGGCCAAUAACCUGGGCUCCUCGGUGAAGCAGUGCUCCAAAACAGGCAAAGCUGCAGGAGGCUGUGGGGAGACCUAACUCACUACACCUGGAUGACAUCAUAUCCAUGAAAGACCCUCCUCAGAAUGACAGGGUGUAUGUCCCAAUAGUCUCUCCUUCCUCCUGAAGUAUGCACUCAUUCAUUACUUCCCACAAAUUUAAAAUCAUUGGAUUGUUGUUGGCCUGGGCUAUUGGGAGUUUCCACCAUAUUUCUUAUACCAGUCAUUUCAUAACAGUGUAGGGAUGUGAACAAGUGCACUUGAAGGAGAGGUUAUUUGGAUCACCCAAUGUGACAGAAAAGACGUCCAUUUUGAUGUCUGUACCUAUGUAGCACAAAUUAUAUAAAAAUGGUUGUAAGUGUUUCUUUUCAGACUGAAAAGCCUACCGUGCCUUGAAAUACUAUAUUUUUCCUCUCAUGUCCAGCUCAUAGAUUUAAAUGGAAAUGGUUAUUUUAUUAUGUAACAUUUGGAGCAUUACCUGGAUAAUACAUGAGACUGUAGCUUAUAUACUAACUUAUUUACACACUGAUGUGGACGCCUAAGGCCCGCCCAGUCAUUCAAUGUAAAAAUUACAUUUGUAAAAAAAGACUUGUCUUGUUAAAUUCUCAAAUGACAUGCACACAGGCUGAAGGUCCCACCAGCCCAUACACAUAGACCACUUGACAAACGCACAAAAGAGAAGAUAAAUAAUUCAACAAAACUGCCAGUUUCAGAUAUUUAUUUGUAUCUAGGGGUAUUCUGUGUGUGGUGGUGAUUUUGGGCCUGGCUAAUGUGACCCACAUUACUUAAAAGGUCAAACCAUGACGUCAGUGAUCUUCAGGUCGGAGUCCUAGAAAGAUGCUGAGUGUCCGACUUGGAAUUCCGAGUUGGAUGACCAUUCCUAGUUCACAGUUGUUUUGAAUGCGGCAGUAGCAAGACUAGCAGAGUUUCCACUAGUUACCACAGCCAUCUUUAGUCAUGAUUAGAUCAUAUUUUAGAUUAGUUUAAAAGUCACAUGUACAGGGUUGCAGAUGUAAUUACAGGCUACAGUGAAAGGGGGAGAAGAUAGCUGAUUUAGUGUUGGCUAUUCAGCAGCCUGAAGGUCUGGGGGUAGAAGCUAUUGGCCAGUCUUACAGUUUUUGCCAUGAUGCUCAUAUUCUGUCCUCGUUUGAGUGAUUGAAACGGGGAGAACAGGCCAUAGCUCGGGUGGCUGGGGUCCCUGAGAAUCUUCUUGGCCUUCCUGCAACACUUGGUGUAGGUGUCCUGGAGGGCAGGUUGAGUGUACCACCCACUGUAGUGCCUUGCGUUCCCUGGUGGUGGAGUUGCAGCCAGACAGUUUAAUCUCGAUGGUGUUCCUGUGGAACACUGUGAGGGCCCUCGGGACAUGCUGAAUUUCUUCAGCAUCCUGAGAUUAAAUAGUUGCUGUCGUAAAAAUGUAUGAAAACUAAAAUGAGCUUUUUGGUCUUAAUGUUAGGGUUAGUAGUGUGGUUAAGGUUAUGUUUAAAAUCUUAGCAACCAGGAAAUGAGAGAGCAAUUUUUGCAAAGUGCAACUUUAUGUGUUUCCCUUAAAGGCUUACCUUAAUAAUAAUGUUACCUUACCUAAGGGAAUUGUUUAAGGGUAUUGCAUAUAGUCCCUCAAACAUUUCCCAAGAUAAGGUAAUCAUUUAAGGGUUUAAGGUUAGAGUAGUGCAGAAGUUGUCAUAUGCCGAGGCAGUGAAGAAAGUAGAGGAAGAUGGGUCAAGGGAGAGGGAUCCUGAGGGGAGUGGUGUGAAUAGUAGAUCUGUAGCAGUACAGAGGGAUAGGCCAACAAGUGAUAUGUGUUUCAGUAAGAUUGGAUUUUUAGCAUUUAUACUAAUGGUUAUCAACUACUGCAGGGAUGGACAUAGUCGCAGAAAAUUGAGAUUGUGGUGGCAGCUGCAGAGAAGUAUUUGGUUGUGUGAGAAGAGUUCCAGGGUGUGUUUAAGUGGUGAUGUCCCAUCCUUUCAGGUUGGUGGCAUGAGGUAGGACUAAAUAGUGGAGUAGGGUGGUGUUAUUUUUAUUUUAUUUGUUAGAUUUCUUUGUGAGUGUCAUGUUAGAUGGUAGGGUAUUUGUUUAUUUAUUAUUUCAAGCAAAGUAUAAUGGAGUUGUACUCCAGUCUAGUAGGUGGCGGUAAUGCAACAUAACGGCCAACCGCCGUUAAACCUCAUUGAAGAAGCACUCUUAUUGAAUAUUCAAAAAUGUCUUACAAUAAUGAGAUAUACCCAAACUUAAGGAAAGCUUUGACUAUGUACAGACUCUGUGAGCAUAGCCUUGCUAUUGUGAAGGCCGGGGUAUGCAGACCUGGCUCUCAAGAGAAGACAGAGAAGACUAUGUGCACACUGCCCACAAAAUUAGGUGGAAACAGAGCUGCACUUCCUAACCUCCUGCAAAAUGUAUGACCAUAUUAUAGACACAUAUUUCCCUCAGAUUACACAGAUCCACAAAGAAUUUGAAAACAUACCCAAUUUUGAUAAACUCCCAUAUAUACUGGGUGAAAUACCACAGUGUGCCAUCACGGCAGCAAGAUGUGUGACCUGUUGCUGCAAGAAAUGGGCAACUCACUAGUUGUUCUUCACUAAGAACAAACACCCUUGUAAAUACAACCCAUUUUUAUGUUUAUUUAUUUUCCCUUUUGAACUUUCACUAUUUGCACAUAGUUACAACAUUAUAAAUACAUAAUAUGACAUUUGAAAUGUCUUCAUUCUUUUGGAACUUCUGUGAGUACAAUGUUUACUGUUAAUUUUCAUUUUUUAUUUAACUUUAGUUUAUUAUCUACUUCACUUGCUUUGGCAAUGUUAACAUGUUUCCCAUGCCAAUAAAACCCCUUCAAUUG
This is a messenger RNA of Oncorhynchus keta (chum salmon), 3951 nucleotides long. RefSeq lists its product as uncharacterized. Gene Ontology annotation, biological process: arsonoacetate metabolic process; toxin metabolic process. Gene Ontology annotation, molecular function: arsenite methyltransferase activity. Bases 100 to 1161 code for a protein of 353 amino acids. Gene Ontology annotation, cellular component: cytosol. The transcript has 10 exons. The record is from RefSeq and is a predicted model, not a curated record. Lineage: Eukaryota; Metazoa; Chordata; Actinopteri; Salmoniformes; Salmonidae.